GUGCCUUCAAAGCCGAAUUAAAAAUGGCUUCAAAGCUUAAAACUUUCAUCAAUCUCCGUGGCUACCCAAUAACCCUAUUCAACCAGAAUCAUCGAUCACUAUCUUCGCAAAUUCUCGCGCCCAUCAACCAAUCGCAAUACAGGAAACGAAUCUUGCUCGCGAAUCUCCUUCAGAGGUAUGGCUUCCCUCCUUCUUCUCUCCAACACUUCCUCUCUAGAAACAAUCACCUCUUGAAUUCGGAUCUAGCAGAAACCGAGACCUCUCUCGGUAUCUUGUUAUCGUUAAAACUCCCUCAGAAAUCACUCGUUUCGUUGAUCUGCGAUUGCCCGAAUGUCCUGCGAUCAGAGUUCCUGAGGAAAUGGAGAGUUCCUCUCUCGGACUGCGGUAAACACGGGUUCUCUUCUUCCGCGAUUAAGAGCGUCCUUGAACAUUGUAGUAGAAUUGGGAUUGGUCCAGAUAAGUUUUAUGACUGCGUAAGGGUUUUGAAAGGUUUAGGGUUUUGUGAUAGUACUGUGAGUAGGAUUUUAAGUUCAUUCCCUGGUGUUCUAUUAGUCAAAGAGGUUGAGAUUCUCAGGAAGAUUGAGUUUUUAGUUGGAAUCGACAUUGCUCGAGAUAACAUUGAGAGGUUCUUUCACGUUUUUCCUGAGGUUUUAGGGAUUGGUACUGAGACUAGACUUAAGCCAUUGCUUGAUGAGUUUAUGAAGAUGGGGUUUAGUAAAGAUGAUGUAAAGAAAGAGAUUGCUAGAGAACCGAGAGUUCUUGGUUUGGAGUUAGGAGAGCUUCCACGGUGUUUGGAAUUGAUCAACACAUUGAAAUGUCGAGAAGUGAUCAGAGUUAGUAUUCUCAGCGAAGGAGUAUUCCGUGCUGGGAUUGAAGUGAAACUCAGAGUUGAUUGUUUAUGCAAAUACGGGUUGAUUCGUAGAGACGCAUUCAAGGUUGUGUGGAAAGAGCCGAGGGUGAUCUUAUAUGAGAUAGAGGAGAUAGAGAAGAUAGAGAAGAAGAUUGAGUUUUUAACUAACCGAAUGGGGUUUCAUAUCAAUUGCUUAGCUGAUGUACCAGAGUAUCUAGGGGUUAAUCUUCAGAAGCAGAUCGUUCCACGGUACAAUGUCAUUGAUUACUUGAAACUGAAAGGCGGGCUUGGUUGUGAUAUUGGAUUGAAAGGUUUGAUAAAACCAAGCAUGAAGAGAUUCUAUAAUUUAUACGUGAAGCCAUACCCAGAGUGCGAAAGAAUCUUUGGCAAGAGAAAAGAGCAUGUCCGAGUGAAGAGCCGACAUCCCGCAGGGCUUUGGAAGCUUAUGAAGCCGUCUAGCCAUCUAACAACAAAGGAAGAUGUGGUAAACAUGAAGUCCUUUAUAGGGUCACUUGCGUAGUAUAUUUGGUUAUCUGCUUGGCAAAAAGGUUUAGCUCUUACCAUUGAAAGCUGCCUCACUUUACUACAAGGUGCUCUGAAUCGAUAUGAGUUUGAGGAAACUUACAUGAGCUUUGGAAUCAGAUUUCAUGGCUUGAUUAUUCAAAGGAAAAUGCAUACUCCUGACGGAAGUUACUGAAUAAAUUCACUCACUUCUUGUUCUGCAUCUUGUGGAGGCAGAAGACAUCUACCAAAGUGAUAAGCACCAAAAUGCAUACAAUCAAUGAGGAGGCACGUGCAGAUAUAGACAACGAAGUAAAAAGACGAGAGGAGCGCAACAGAUUGUAACAACCUUCUCAUGUUCUCAUGCUUAUAGAAAUUGUAGUCAUCAGUUUGUUAGUGCUUGAAUGGAAGUCCGGUACGGCUCCGUGUGACGACCCUAAUCACGGGGUCACCAAUGAAUGUACUCCGACUUAACUGCGGCAUGAUUCAGGUGUGUGAAGACUGUGAUGAGUUAAGUAAAAAUGUAAAAGGUUUUGAUUGAAUCACACUCUGGAGCUGCGAUUGUGAUGCGGCAAGGUUUCAUUUAAUAUGUAAUUUACAAUUUUACCUUUAUUUAAGAAAAAAAAUUGGAAAAAAGC
This is a messenger RNA of Camelina sativa (false flax), 1989 nucleotides long. NCBI's taxonomy places the organism in Eukaryota, Viridiplantae, Streptophyta, Magnoliopsida, Brassicales, Brassicaceae. The record is from RefSeq and is a predicted model, not a curated record.